AUGGACGAUGAUGUACCUGACACCAGCUCGGAAGAAGGCAGCAUUGAUGUGGGGAAUGAUGAACCGACGGGCGGCAGCUUCGGGGCGGAGUACCAGUGGUGUGGAGAGUGGAGGGUCAGGGCUGCGGCGCUGCAGGCGGCCGAGGGGAGAGUCGCCACGUGCGUCCGCAGGGCUUCAAAUGAUCAAGCGCUGGUGAGUACAUUUUUCAUAUAG
Messenger RNA from Parnassius apollo (apollo), 213 nucleotides. Lineage: Eukaryota; Metazoa; Arthropoda; Insecta; Lepidoptera; Papilionidae. The record is from the annotation of a GenBank genome assembly.